Dictyostelium discoideum AX4 is the source of this 900-nucleotide messenger RNA. RefSeq lists its product as hypothetical. The transcript has 2 exons. Gene Ontology annotation, molecular function: carbohydrate binding; hydrolase activity, hydrolyzing O-glycosyl compounds; polysaccharide binding. NCBI's taxonomy places the organism in Eukaryota, Evosea, Eumycetozoa, Dictyosteliales, Dictyosteliaceae. The record is from RefSeq and is a predicted model, not a curated record. Bases 1 to 900 code for a protein of 299 amino acids.
AUGAAUAAAAUCGCUUUAUUAUUUACUAUCUUCUUUGCUUUGUUUGCAAUUUCAUUUGCAUGCGAUGAAUUCAACCCAAACACUUCAACCAUUGGUGAAUGUACUGCUACUCAAAAAGCCAGUUGGAAACCAACUGAUAACGUUCAAGUUCUCACUCCAGCUGAUCUCGAUCCACAAAAAUUAGGUAUGCACGAAGAACGUAUGGCUUACGUCCUUGCCAUCGCCAAACAACAAAACAAGAAAUUCGUUGCUUCAAUCUACCACCAAAAUGGUACUUUAAUGUGUCUUGGUGUCAACACUGGUAAACCAAAUAUCAUUUCACACGGUGAAAUCGUUGCCAUCAACAACUGUACUGCUUUACACGGUAUCACCUCUUUCACCAACUACACUCUUUACACUUCUGGUGGUAAUGAUUUACUUUGCAAAAUCUGUAUGUCAAACAUCCCAAUGGAUUCCUCAUACAUCUUUGGUCGUUACUAUGGUUUAAGAGCUAGCCCACCAAGAGUUAUCGGUGGUGUCUUACGUACUGAAGCUGACGCCUGGUUCGGUUCAUACUGUAGCAAACCAACUUCAAUCUAUUACAUUAAACCACAAUGUGUCUGUACCAACACUACUUCACCAUUAAAGAUUGAUCAAACUCGUUACUCCUCAUGGUUUGAAAACGGUAAAACUGUCUCUCAAUUCGGUGGUACAAUUACCAACACUGGUUCAGUCACUGUUACCAACCCAACUUUCACCUCUUCUCCAAAUCGUCCAAACUCAAUCUGGGGUCUCUCAGUCAAUGAAGCCACUAACCUCUGGUCACUCCAAUGGUACCCAGUCAUCCAACCAGGUCAAUCCUUCUCUUUCGGUUACAUCAUCGAUGGUGAAGAUACCAUUGCUUUCCAACCAACUGCUUAA